CCUUAGAGACUCUGUUAGACGCUCUGUUCUUCUCGCCUUCUCCCGCACUCCAAUCCAUGGCCUCCGAUUCCACCUGCUUCAUUUUCUCCCAGGAAUUGACCUCCCGUCGCCUUCGCCUGCCCCGCUCUUGAUCAUUACCAGCAUGCAGAAACGACGACGGAUUCUUAAUUGCGAGAGCGAAAGCGCGGUAGGGGCAGCCUCAGCUGUAUCUUUCACUAACGUUUAUGUCACAAGAAUUAUUGGCAUCCACGCGAUCGAAGAAGGCUGUUCCUGACCAUGGUCGCUUUUGCCGACGCUAUCCACGGCGUAGCUCGGUCAACCUAGUGCUGUGGUGCAUGGGCAGGCGACUCGUCUUUAUUGCCUCUCGCCUUCCUCUCUCUUUCCUUCUACCGCUAUAAAUCUCGCCGCGCUUGUACUUGGUGUUCAUCCACUCAGAAAACAGAGUUCUAUGGCUUCUUUUAUUACUACAGCCCUUUCACUGUGCUCCGCUUUGCUUCUUUGCUUUCUGUUGCUUCCUGCUCUGUUUCUGGGCUGUGAUGGACAGCCGCUCGCCAUGACAUACCACAGGGGAGUUAUGCUCACUGGGCAAAUCCCCGUCAAUCUCGUCUUCUAUGGCAAGUUCACCGCUUCCCAAAGAGCGGUCCUCUCCGACUUCGUCGCCUCCCUCUCGCCGCUCCCCGGUCAGAAGGACAGCGUCGAACCGUCGGUGGGCACCUGGUGGAGCGCACUCCGCAUGUACUACGCCGCCGCCUCCAAGACGCCUCCGCCGAGACUCGCCCUCGGUCGGCAGAUUGUCGACGAGUCCUACUCUCUCGGAAAAUCCCUCCGCGACGCUGACCUCGCCGCCCUGGCCGCCCGCGGUGGCGCCGCACUGAGCGUGGUGCUCACGGCCGCGGAUGUCGCCGUGGAGCGGUUCUGCAUGAGCCGGUGCGGGUCCCACACGUCAUCCGCCUCCGGGAGAGGUCGGAUCGUGUACAUAUGGGUGGGAGACUCGUCGGCGCAGUGCCCCGGACAGUGCGCGUGGCCGUUUCACCAGCCGUUGUAUGGCCCGCAGACGCCGCCGCUGGUGGCGCCCAACGGCGACGUCGGGACCGACGGGAUGGUAAUCAACCUGGCGAGCAUGUUGGCCGGCGCUGCCACCAACCCGUUCGGCGACGGCUUCUACCAGGGGCCGAGGGAGGCGCCGCUGGAGGCGGCGACGGCGUGCACCGGCGUCUACGCCAAGGGAGCGUACCCAGGCUACCCGGGAAACCUGCUGGUGGACCCGGCCACGGGGGCAAGCUUCAACGCGCAUGGGGCCCGCGGGAGGAAAUACCUCGUCCCGGCCUUGUUUGACCCGUCGACGUCCACAUGCUCUACUUUGGUGUAGUCUUUUGUUUUUUUUGGUCUUGUGUGGCAUGAAAAAUAUAGAUUAUAGAAAAUAGAUAAAUGUUUAAGUCAGUAAGAAAAAGCUAAAAUGUGAGUAUAAAUAUAAAUGAAACUUGUGAAUAUUGAAUAUGUUUUUAUUAAAUUAUGAAAUAAACGGUAGAAAUUGUUUUCUUA
Molecule: messenger RNA, 1542 nt
Organism: Zingiber officinale
Lineage: Eukaryota; Viridiplantae; Streptophyta; Magnoliopsida; Zingiberales; Zingiberaceae
Product: protein PHOSPHATE-INDUCED 1 homolog
Exons: 1
Coding region: 449-1369 (306 amino acids)
Source: RefSeq, a predicted model, not a curated record